AUUUGCUGUCAAUUUUCAGUGUGACGUUAGUGACUGUAGUGUUAACGUGGAAUCUUUUGUCCAUUUUCUGCAAGUAGAAAAUUGUCGAAAAUGUCUAAAGGAAUUGAUAAAGAAGCAGCGAUCCGUUCGCAUUAUGCGGAAUUGAAUAAAUUCGGUCAAAGUGGCGAAUAUGAAAAGGCCAUCAAAGCAGCCAAUAAAAUACUCACCCUCAAUCCGGAUGAGUUCCAAGCAGCUCACUGUAAGGUGGUCAGUUUAAUCCAAAUAUCGAAAUUCAAUGAGGCCAUUCAGUUCAUUGAUCGUGCCAAAUUGAAUCAAUUGGUCUUCGAACGGGCAUACAUUCAAUAUCGUCUCAAUCAACCGGAAAAGGCUUUGAAGACCAUUGACAAUUCCGAUGUGAAACCACUGCCGGAUAACUUGAAGGAGUUGCGAGCUCAGGUGUUGUAUCGCUUGGAGAUGUUUGACGAAUGCUUCGAGGCGUACAAAAAUAUAAUCAAAAAUUCCAGCGACGAUUACGAAGAUGAACGGGCCACAAAUUUGAGUGCAGUAGCAGCCAAUUUGGCCACGGAUGGCUCGACAAAGGACUUCUCGAACCUUAGAGAAGACACGUACGAGUUGGCUUACAACAGUGCUUGUGCAUUGGCUGGAAGAGGAAAAUUCAGCGAAGCCGAGAAAAAACUUCGUGCGAGCGAAAAAAUGUGUCGCGAAACAUUGGAAGAUGAUGGUUCGACCGAGGAAGACAUUCUGGAUGAGUCAGCCAUCAUUAGGGUUCAAUUGGCCUAUUGCUUACAAAUGCAAGGAAAAUCGAAAGAAGCGUCCGUCAUCUAUGCGGAUGCUUUAAAGCUUAAGUCCGACGAUGUUGCAUUGAUUGCCGUGUGCAGUAACAACACAGUGGCCAUCAAUAAGGAUCAGAACGUCUUUGAUUCGAAAAAGAAAAUUCGGGCUGCACUGAGCGAGGCGUGUGAACAUAAACUGACAUCUCGACAGAACAAAACGAUUGCAAUCAAUAACUGCCUGUUGACAUUGUACACCAAUCAGGCCGAUCAAUGCCAACAGUUUGUGAAUAAACUCGUUCAGACCUAUCCGGAUAUCGAGUUCGAAGGUCUGUUAAUUCGGGCCAGUCAAUACGCCAAGGAUAAGAAAUACAAAGAGGCAGUCGAACUGUUGGAGAAGUACAACAAGGCACAUCCAGAGAAUGAUCUGGCAGCGAAAUUCGCUAUCACUCAACUGCUUCUGCUUAAUGGUAACAAAAAAGGAGCAAUCGACGUGCUACAAUCACUUGGUGAAGCAAAGUAUCGACCCGGUGUCGUGUCGGCUAUCGUAUCGCUUCUAUUGGGUAACAAGGCUGCAGCGUCUCAGGUCUUAAAAGACGCCGUUGAAUGGUACAAAAAGAGUAAAAUCAACAGUGGCGAUUUGACCGAUAUGUGGCGACAAGCAGCCACAUUCCACUUACGAGGUGGUGAGGCCGAAACGGCUGCCAGCAGUUUAGAAGAAUUGCGUAAAUCGAAUCCGCAAGAUAUGAAGAUUUUGGCUCAGUUGGUCAUUGCCUAUGCACAAUUCAAUCCGAACAAGGCACAAGAAGCCAGUAAAAAACUGCCUGCAUUGGACACAUUGACCAAUGCAACGGAAAUCGACAAUUUGGAAGCAACGAAUUGGAUGAUGAGCACUAAAGCGGUUAAGAAAACCGCUGCGAAGGUCGAACAAUCGCCAGGUACACCGGGCAGUGAGCUGGGCAAGCAAAAGAAGAAGAGGCAACGUAAACGCAAAGGGAAACUGCCGAAAGAAUACAACAUCGAUGUGCAACCGGAUCCGGAACGAUGGCUUCCCAAAUAUGAGCGCACCGGUUUCAGACGCAAGAGAGAUAAACGAUCGAAGGAUGUUAUUAAAGGAUCGCAAGGCAUGGCUACAGGUGCUGCCGAUCAAUAUGACAUGUCCAAGGCCCAGAAUUUAUCUAAGGUUUCACCAGCUCCACCUUCGUCCGCUGAACCAACGCCAGGACCACGUCAGCAUCAACGAAAGAAUCACCAGAAGAAGAAGAAGGGCAGAUUUUAAGUGUUUACAACGCUUUCCGUUGGCUGGAUAACGGACAAUAAAUUUUCUUUUGAAGAUUGGAAAUGCAAUUGACUUUCAAAAAGUAGAUAAGGACAUGCCUCGGACCAUCCUCC
Messenger RNA from Bradysia coprophila, 2162 nucleotides. RefSeq names its product signal recognition particle 72 (gene Srp72). Gene Ontology annotation, biological process: SRP-dependent cotranslational protein targeting to membrane. The record is from RefSeq and is a predicted model, not a curated record. Gene Ontology annotation, molecular function: 7S RNA binding; ribosome binding; protein binding. Gene Ontology annotation, cellular component: signal recognition particle, endoplasmic reticulum targeting. Lineage: Eukaryota; Metazoa; Arthropoda; Insecta; Diptera; Sciaridae.